This is a messenger RNA of Thlaspi arvense, 216 nucleotides long. Lineage: Eukaryota; Viridiplantae; Streptophyta; Magnoliopsida; Brassicales; Brassicaceae. The record is from the annotation of a GenBank genome assembly.
AUGGCUCGUUUCAAUGUUGAAACUGUGGAAUACAAGAACAUUAGCUUCACCGUGUGGGACGUCGGGGGUCAGGACAAGGAUGAGUUGAGGGAUGCAGUUCUGCUUGUGUUUGCUAACAAGCAAGAUCUUCCCAACGCCAUGAACGCUGCUGAGAUAACUGACAAGCUGGGACUUCACUCUCUCCGCCAACGACACUGUUUUUUUCCUCGUAUUUAG